This is a messenger RNA of Dromiciops gliroides (monito del monte), 2902 nucleotides long. It is a transcript of the gene CCDC69, whose product is annotated as coiled-coil domain containing 69. NCBI's taxonomy places the organism in Eukaryota, Metazoa, Chordata, Mammalia, Microbiotheria, Microbiotheriidae. Gene Ontology annotation, cellular component: nucleus; cytoplasm. The coding region runs from base 90 to 983 and encodes 297 amino acids. The record is from RefSeq and is a predicted model, not a curated record. Gene Ontology annotation, molecular function: microtubule binding. The transcript is spliced from 9 exons.
GUCCAGCAAGGAGAAUCUGAUCUCCUCCUCCCCUACCCCUAUUGCCUGGAGUUUGGAGACUUUUCCCAGGAGACCCUCCCAGGAGGAGGAUGGGCGGCAAAGGCAGCAAAUUGAACUGCUACAAAUCCCCCAACAAGAGGCGCCGAGAGGCAGGGCAGUCACCAAGGCCUGAGCCCAUAGAGCUGGGCCCCCUGCAAGAAGACAAAGACCCAAAUACCCAUCUCUUCCAUGAUGAGCAGCAGCAACUGGACAUGGUCCAUGUUCUCCAGAAGCAUCAAGGAGAGUCUGAAAAGCUGAGACCAGAGCAUCAGACCAGGGAAGUGGAAAUCCAGGUGGUGGAUGAACAGGAAUUAGAGCUUCGUGAAAAACUUGCUGAGCAGCUCCAAGUACUGCAAAGGGAGCAUGAUGAGACCUUGCAAGCGCUUCGGGCCUCACAUGAAAAGGAGAAGGUGGUCCUCAUGGAUUCCUUCGAGGUGGCCAAGGCAGCCCUGCAGGAGACCAUAGAUGGACUAACUUCUCAGAUGGAGGUCUUCCAGGCCAAAAUGAAGAGAGUAGAGGAAUCUAUCCUGAGCAGAGAUUAUAAGAAACAUAUCCAGGACCAUGGGAGCCCCAGCCAAUUUUGGGAGCAGGAGUUGGAGAGUCUGCACUUUGUCAUCGAAAUGAAGAAUGAACGUAUCCAUGAAUUGGACAGGAGGUUAAUGCAAAUGGAAACAGUGAAAGAGAAGAACCUAUCGUUAGAAGAGAAGAUUACACUACUGCAACAAGAGAAUGAGGAUCUUCAGGUUCAAGGACAGAACCAUCAACGGGUAUCAAGGCAGCUUUCAGAGGACCUUUUCCUCGUCCGCGAGGCCCUGGAGAAAGAGUCACAGCUCCGUCAACAGAUCCAGCAAGAGAAAGAGGAGCUGUUAUAUCGGCUUGUCACCAGCGACUCCCCAGCAGCCUUUCCACUGACCUCUACAGAAGUGUCCUACCUUGCCACAUAGACCUGGAAACUCUAGUCGUGGGGAUGUUGAAGGAGGGCAAGUGGAUGGAAGAAAGGGAAUAAUCAAGAUAACCUCCCUUCUCCUGGCCAUCAGCCCCUCUAGCUGCUAUUCUGGGCUGUUCUCUGCCAUUAUGGGCAGCCCAGGGACCUCGCCCAAAGCCAGACUAAACCUUUCCUGGUGGACAAUGGGAGGCAGGAAGAGGAGCCUUUCUUUAGAGGCAGCUUGUGUAGGGGAAAGAACAUGGAGCUGCCUCGUCUGGGUUCCUGUCUGGCUCAGCCCUAGACUCCCUGUGUGACCUGGAGUAAGUGACUGCCCUUCUCUUAGUCUCAAGUUCCUCUUCGAUAAAAUUAAGGGGUUAGAUGAGAGGAUGUCCAAGCACUUUUCUCCUUUACCAUUCUACAAGUUCUUUGCUGCCUAGUUCAGAGUGAAGAGGGGGCAAGAGCUUAUUUUCUGAUCCUAAGAGGUUAAGGGCCACUUCUCUGUUCUUCAGCAUGUUUUAUCUUCUUUCUCCUGCCAAGGGGAAAGAGAGGGCCAAAGGGAACAAGGGUGGUGGGGGGAACUGGCCUCCUGAAUCUCAGAGGCUAACCCAUUGUUUUAGGGCUCAGGUCACUGUUUGUUCUUCCUUCCAUUCCCAUGGGGCAGGAUCUUCAGCCGCUCCUAUCAUUGGCCCAUAUCUUCUUCUUCUUCAUCUUUUUUUUUUUUUUUUGGCGGGGCAAUGAGGGUUAAGUGACUUGCCCCAGGUCACACAGCUAGUAAGUAUCACUCAUCUGAGUCCAGACUUGAACUCAGGUCCCCCUGAUUCCAGGGCUAGUGCUUUAUCCACUGUGCCACUUAGCUGCACCCCCCCCUCCCAGUAUAUGUUGUUACCAAAUACCCCACCCCAGCUUCUCUUUCCCAGCCAUCUAGGGGUGAUACUGAGGCAGUGUGCCACAGUCUAGCUCAUAGAUAAUUUCUGUUUUUCUGGAUACCCAAAAUUGGUGUAGAAUCCACUGGAUUAGGGAAAUCCUCCUGCCAAACCACUCAAUCUUCAAUCAUUCAACUGCCCUUCCUUAAUUUUCCUCAGCUGAAUCUAUACAGCAUGAUUAGGGCUACAGGUGGGAGAGAACAUAAAAUAGACUCAGCCCCUCUCCUGGCCUACCCUCUCCCCCUACUUCUACUUUGCCCCUUCCUGGGUCUCCUACUCUGGCCUGGACUCCUGUUCUUUCUCUACCCUACAGUCUGGGCUCAGUGACUGGGAAAGAUGAAAUUCCAGGCUGUCCCUUGGAGUUUAGCACUUUCAUGGCAGCUGAAGAUUUCCAUUCUUUUCAAAGUUGAGGAAAACUGGGACCUACUCCCCUGGUGCUCCUCUUCUUCUUCCUCUUUUUGACUUGCCUUCCUUUCCAAGUCACUAAGUUUGAGAUCAUCUAGCACUAUCUCAGCUAUUCAUUCACCAUGUGACUGGGCAGAUGGCUUAGAUUCAAAGUCAGAGCUGAACAGGGGGACCUCAAGAGCAGGAAAGGACCUGCCCAAGGUUGAACAGGGAGUGAAUGGCCAAGCAAGGAAAUGGAACUCAGGUCUCCUGCUUCCUAGACCUCUUUCCACAACAUUGGCUCUUUGGAGCUCAUUUUCCCCAUCUCUAAAAGGAGGGCAUUGGACCAGGGCUCUACAGUCCCUUCUAGCUCAAAUUCUAUGAUUUUAUAUAAUCCUUUGACUAGAUGAUCUCUCAGGUCCCUUCCACAUCUAAACUCCUUGGAGUCUAUAAUUCUGCAAUCCACUCCUCUAUGGGCCCACACUGUUACCCAGGCUAUGUCUGGGUCCUAGAGGAACGAUGGGGACACUCAAGCACUUUGCAAGGGGGAAAUCCUUGGAAAGGGACCAUGGUUGUGAGCCAUGGUCCUGGAUGUUGAUCUGAAUUCUGCACUUCCCUUCAGGUAGCACUC